AUGGCUGCCGAAACAAUAGUAAAAGAUUCUCAAAUAAAAGGAUUCUCCUCUUUCACGACAAGGAUUGGCUAUUGUUGUUGUAAACUGAUUCGAAAAGGUGAAAAAUAUAAUUUCAAAACUACACAAUCAACGGAAAAUAUUGUUCCGAAUGCACCGAAAGGUAAUAUAGUUCUUCAAAAUUAUUCAUUAUCAACAUCAGUCAGUGCUGACAGACUGCAAACAGUCACAGAGUCAACACCAAGAGAUCCUUCAGUACGGAUGUCAAAAAUAACAGUCCGACCAACACCACAAACACCACAAACGCCCAAUAGACAACAGCCUUUCCAAAUGCAGCAGCGAAUACCUCUGGGACCGUCAAAAUUAACACAGAACCAAAUAACAGAUACGAAAAAAGAUCCAGACGAAACAACCACAGGUAUGAAAAAAUAG
Molecule: messenger RNA, 429 nt
Organism: Didymodactylos carnosus
Lineage: Eukaryota; Metazoa; Rotifera; Eurotatoria; Philodinida; Philodinidae
Source: the annotation of a GenBank genome assembly